CCUUGCCACAGUUAACCAACCGAUCCGAACCACAGUACCACAGUACUGCAGUGCAGUACACAUCCAAUUUAAUCGUCCACGGAUUAGCAUUAGCGCUAAGCCCCCAAUUUUGUGGGCAGGUGCAAAGCUAAUUAAACUGUGAACUGUUUUCACGUCAAUAGUAAUCGCGAAAACCAACAUAAUUCGAAGCAAUUUGCUCACCUCAGCGUGGAAUUCGCGAUUGCGCACUCGAAAUUGGUGGAUUGUAAAUACGGUGUUUGAGUACCACGAGGGAAUACCCCUCCGGCCCCUUCACCAAAAUCAUAGGCAAUAAAAGUGAAAGAACUACAUUGUAUUCGCAAACAAAUUGUUGAUUAAUCGACGGGAGAAAGGAUAUUCGCUUGAAGCUACUAUGAUCAGGGCACGAGAUCUUCUGCUCUUGGCCCUUUUGGGAUUCGUCUCGAGUGCAUUCGGCCUAAAAGUUUCCUCGGGCUACCAAAUAGUCCACAAUCAUCCUCAGCCAUCUUUUCCCAAUUAUCAUGGAUUUAGUUACCUCCAAGGCUCAGCUCCUUAUGUGAUUGGGAAUAGCCUUCCCACAUCACCAGCUCCUCAGCAUCCAUUUUCAUCACCUGCAAGUCCUCCAGUUUCAGCCUACGGUUACAGUUUUCCCACUGCUGGUCAAGUGUCAUGUGCUGCUCCACCUGCAGUUUGCGAGAAGACUUCCUACCGCACGCUGGACGGAUCCUGCAAUCACCUCGAGCGUCCUGGCUUGGGAGUGGCCAACUCCAGGUAUGGUCGCCUGCUGACACCAAAGUAUGCUGACGGUAUAUCGGCACCCACAAGAUCUGUGACAGGAGACGAACUGCCCAGUGCCCGACUCGUCUCACUGGUGGCUUUCGGGGAGCAGGAUGUACCCGAUCCAGAGUACACGCUCCAUAACAUGCAGUGGGGCCAGAUCAUGACCCACGACAUGAGCAUGCAGGCGGGAGGCACGCAGUCGAAAAAACAUCCCACGCGUUGCUGCACUGACGAUGGACGAUUGAUUGGCUUGGACACCGCCCACAAGACCUGCUUCGCCAUUAUUGUGCCGCCCCACGAUCCAGCCUACUCCCAAGUGGGCACCGAGUGCCUCAAUUUUGUGCGCACCCUGACGGAUCGGGACAGCAAUUGUCAGUAUCGCGGCGGUCCGGCGGAGCAGAUCACGGUGGUCACCUCCUACUUGGAUCUCUCGCUGGUCUACGGCAAUUCCAUUCAGCAGAACAGCGAUAUCCGCGAGUUCCAGGGCGGUCGGAUGAUCGUGGAGGAGCGUAAUGGCGCCAAGUGGAUGCCCCUUUCCCGAAAUGUCACCGGCGAUUGUGAUGCCGUGGAUGCCAGCGAGGUGUGCUACCGCUCCGGAGAUGUGAGGGUCAACCAGAACCCGGGGUUGGCCAUCCUCCAGACGAUCCUACUGCGUGAGCACAACCGCAUUGCGGACCACUUGUCGGCUUUGAAUCCGCACUACGAUGAUCGCACGCUGUUCCAGGAGGCGCGCAAGAUCAACAUUGCCCAGUACCAACAAAUCAGUUACUACGAAUGGCUGCCCAUCUUCUUAGGGGGCGAAAACAUGCUCAAGAACCGACUGAUCUACAAGGCUCCGUCUGGAAGCUAUAUCAACGACUUCGAUCAUAACAUCGAUCCGUCCGUGCUGAAUGAACAUGCUACGGCCGCUUUCAGAUACUUCCACUCCCAGAUUGAAGGUCGUUUAGAUCUGCUGUCUGAGCUGCGACAAGUUCUCGGAUCCCUGACCCUCAGCGACUGGUUCAACCGUCCCGGCAUUAUCGAGGUGGGAGAUAACUUCGAUUCCCUGACCAGAGGACAUGCCACACAGCCUGAGGAGCUGACGGAUAUCAACUUUGAUAGACAGAUCAAGCACUUCCUGUUCAGAAGGAACAUGCCUUUCGGCUCGGAUCUGCGUUCUCUGGACAUUCAGCGCAAUCGCGAUCACGGCUUGGCCUCCUACAACGACAUGAGGGAAUUCUGCGGACUUAGGCGAGCCCAUUCGUGGGAGGAGUACGGUGACCUGAUCAGCCCCCCCAUUCUGGAGAAACUGAAGUCGCUGUACUUAAGUCACGAAGACGUGGACCUGACUGUGGGCGCCUCGUUGGAGGCCCACGUGGCCGGAGCGUUGGCAGGACCCACCUUCCUUUGCAUCCUGACCGAACAAUUCUACCGAACCCGUGUGGGCGAUCGGUUCUUCUUCGAGAAUGGAGACAAACUCACCGGAUUCACUCCCGAUCAACUGGAAGAACUGCGAAAGGCGAGUAUGGCUCGUUUACUGUGCGACAAUGGCAACCACAUUUCAUCUAUGCAGCCCGAGGCUUUCAGGACUGUCUCCCAUUCGAAUCCCAUCAUGCCGUGCUCGAAUAUUCCACAAGUCGACCUCACCAAGUGGAUUGAUCAAAAGCCAUAUGCCGCGGUAGAUCCGUCCGUUCAUUACGGAAAGAAGUGAUUCCCGGCACUUUGAUCGGCGAUCUAUUAUUAACUAGUUGAAUACAAAAUACCUUUAGCUUAAUCAGUAACAUAAUCAUAAAUGCAAUCGCCCCUACCCUUUGUAUAAUAAUUUCCCAAACUGAUGUACAGAAAUAAAGAC
This is a messenger RNA of Drosophila rhopaloa, 2608 nucleotides long. RefSeq names its product peroxidase. The coding region runs from base 392 to 2467 and encodes 691 amino acids. The record is from RefSeq and is a predicted model, not a curated record. Gene Ontology annotation, molecular function: peroxidase activity; heme binding. Gene Ontology annotation, biological process: response to oxidative stress. The transcript has 9 exons. NCBI's taxonomy places the organism in Eukaryota, Metazoa, Arthropoda, Insecta, Diptera, Drosophilidae.